Mucor mucedo is the source of this 1977-nucleotide messenger RNA. RefSeq lists its product as uncharacterized. The record is from RefSeq and is a predicted model, not a curated record. Bases 1 to 1956 code for a protein of 651 amino acids. The transcript has a single exon. Lineage: Eukaryota; Fungi; Mucoromycota; Mucoromycetes; Mucorales; Mucoraceae.
AUGCCAAACUGGAAUCAAAUACCAGCCGAAGUGUUAACCGAGAUCUUUAAGCUUCUCGAUCGUGCUUGUCAUGACACACUUGAAUGUCAACGAGGGGGUUUUCAGCGGAUGCUUGUUUGCAAGCACUGGUGUCGUAUUGCUCGAAUGUUAUUAUACAAGGAAGUAACCAUGUUGUCUAUCAAGCAACACGACACAUUUUUAUCAUGCAUGAGCCGUUCCACCACCCACACGAAUCAACUCGUCCAUUCAUUUAAAGCAUUUACCGAAAUGACCAAUGUCAAACUUACCAACGCCAAACUAGAAGAGGAUCUCGGUCUCAUUUUAAACGUGUUACCCAACCUACAACGAAUUGAGGCCGUACCCCAAAGGGCUUCCUUCUUUACCAGACUCUUAUUUGAACAUCACUCUCUCAUAAACCGACCAGCUCAACUGGUUGAAAUACCUGGCUUUUGUAAAAAUUGUGAACAAGAUGCAAGAGCUUAUCAAUAUGUUGUUUGGUUUCUCAAGACAACGCUCCAAAAAAUGAUUUUACCCGAUUGGCACAUCAUACACUAUAACAUAUCCACCCCAUUAGAGGAAUUCAAGAAUUUAACAAGUCUCGAACUCAGUGUCACUAGUUCUUCCCAAAUGUAUGAUAUAGGCACCAUUGUGACAAGAUGCUCCAACUUGAGUAGUUUACAUGUUGUGCGCAGUAACAGGUAUGAUCCCUAUGAAGCUCAAGAAAAUAAAGUCAUCGAUCCAACCCGUGUGCAAGCAAUACCCCGUAUUGUCCAUCUGCAGAUCGAUGGCACUUUGGUGACUACUAGUCAUUCUAUCAUGCGUCUCAUGAUGUUGCUAUUUCCACGACUUCAUUCAUGGUUUAUGGAUACAAACUUGGGCAAAUACCCUUAUCUUGAAUAUGAAGGACUAAGCAAAAGGAUACCCGUGGAGAUUUGGGUUCAAUUUUUAAACUAUUUGAGCAAGAUCCGUAAAUUUUAUGGUCGCAAUUUAGUGAUUUGUUCUUUGCCUCAGGUUCUGAAGGGAAUAUCUACAAGCACUGGGUUCUGUAAAAAUAUCAAGAUACGCUACAAUGAACCUUCUUUUGGACAGCGUCCUGUUUUGCAUAUCAGUUCCCCUACCGCCAUUGAUUCUUAUGAUGAUAACCUACUUGAAACCGUUGUAUCUUAUUUUCCAGUCAACGCCAACUUCAAUUUACCCCAUGUGUCUUUAAUCCAACAAAUUGGCUUUCAAUUAGAACAUUUAACUGUGGAUUUGGACCAGGUAUCCUUACAUCAUGUCAUCACUUAUGUAGAGUCAGGACGUGAUAAGAUAAUGACGGGACACUUUAUCAACCAUAUCUUUCAGCAUUGUCCAGUCCUAAAAACAUUAGUGAUCGCUGGAGUGAAUUUGGUCUAUUGUGACGACGGUACGAUGGAGGCGCCAGCAUCUUUAAAGCUUCUACAUUUUCAAAAUUGUAAAAUCUACCACGUGAUGAAUUUUCUGCACGACUUAUCGCAUCGAUUACCCUCUCGAUUGGAACUGAUGAUCAUUGAUCACUGUGGUUUUUCUUUGAACGAAUGUGAAUCCACAGCUCAUGUGGACAUGCCAUCGACCCUAUUUGGAUGUUUAUUUUUUUCGACGAGAAAACAGCUUGAUAUCAUGCAUUGGAAUUUGGCGAUCAAGGUGACCAGGGUGUCUAAACCCUCAGUUUACUAUCGAUUGUAUGACCAACAUAAAUUGCAAACGUUGUCGAACGAAAAAGAAUUCAAGAUGUGUGCCAAGAACGGACAGACCAUCGCUGUGGAAAUUACAUGUGCUGAUAUCGAAAAAUUGUUGGUGCGAGCCUAUGGGAUUCAAAUACUCAUCUUUCCAAAGGAACAAGUUGAAUAUGAAGAUGGUCAAGACUAUAUCAAUUCUUCUCCCGAGUUUCAGCAUGUUCAAACAGAAGCCUCUUACCUCCAUUCCCUAAUUUUUUAAAAAAAACAAACAAACAAAAAG